UAUUCCCAAAAAAUCAUCUUCCUGAAAGAUAAACUGUUGAUGUCGAAAACGAAACUUAAUUUGAUUAGUAAUUGGUCUCUGUAUCUGACUAAUGGCGGGACUACGUGUCGUCAGGGGCCCAGACUGGGAGCAGGGGGACACUGAUGGUGGGGAGGGACACCUGGGGACGGUCGUGGAUGUCAGCGAGAAGGAUGGUGUGGUCAAUGUUGUGUGGGAUAUAGGAGAAAGCACAAUUUGCCGGAUCGGAAAAGACAAGAAAUAUGAUCUGAGAGUGUUUGAUAAUGCUACUAUUGGGGUCAUGUUUAGAAACAAGUGUUCCGAGUGUCAAUGUGAGCCGUUUUAUGGGAUGUGCUGGGAGUGCAAGACCUGCAAAGGCACCAGUAUCUGUUCCGUGUGUUACUUCAGGGACAAGCACAGCACUGAACACGACUUUUUCAGAUAUACAGUGCCAAAUGUAAAAGGAGUAGAAGUCCAGAAGCGGUUCUCCAGCUUAGCAAUGAGAUCCUUCGGAAUGUAUCCUGGCGCUAAAGUCAUCCGAGGAAGAAACUGGGAGUACGAGAACCAAGAUGGAGGAAGCGGUACUGUGGGAACCGUUCGAGACAUCCGUAGUGUCAAAAAAGACAUGUCUCACCGCAACGGCGUUGGAGUCACGUGGCCUUCUGGGAAAUCCUAUGUCUAUCGCAUAGGAUUCAAAGGCAAGGUGGAUCUUUUAUGCAAAGAAGUAGCCAGGGGAUUCGAGUAUUACCGUGAACACCUUCCUCUUCUGGAUUACAAUAUGAUCAAGGAUCAGGUUACCUCCCAAUCCACAGUAGGUGCCAAUAUUGGUGACCAAGUCUGUAUAACUGUUUCGGUCAGAGAGCUGAAAGACGCGCAGAGAAAUUUCGGUGGUUUUCAUGAUGAAAUGGAAAGUGCGAUUGGUAAACGUGGAGUGAUCGACGGUUUUACAGACAGCGGAGGGGUGAUAGUCAAAUACCAGGACAAUAAAUGGGUGUUCAACCCCAAGGCCCUCGGCAAGGUUUGGCAUGGGACCAUAGGGGACACUGUCCGUGUGAAAAGUGACCAACAAAAAGUGGAGUUCCUGCAGAAAGGCCACGGAGAAUGGAAUCCGAAAAUGAUAAAUGUUUUGGGGAAAGUGGGGAAAAUUGCUAGAAUCACCCCCAAGAAGGACGUGGUGGUGUCAUUCGGGAGCAGGCACUGGGUCUUUAACACGGCGUGUUUGGUCCCGUGUCCUGGAGCCCAGGUGGACGAGAUGGAGGAUGGAGACGAUCCUACUCUGUCCAUGGCGACUGUUGGAUUAGCGAAUGGGCUGGGCUUGUUGUUAGAACAACUGAGAAUUUUAAAAGCACAGAAAACAAAGUUAUCACCGGAACACUUUCUUAGAAUGGCCGCUGAUGGAAACGAUAAAAUGGUAUUGCAGAUGGUUAAAGGGGAACCAAAUCUGUGCAACAUGCAAAUAAAAGGAACAACUGCGUUGAUUGCUGCAUGCUUUGAAGGACAUGAUGGCGUUGUGAAGGUCUUGAUUUCGAAUGGCGUAAAAGUGAACCAGACAGACCAAAAUGGAAACACCGCACUGCUGGCCUCUGUUUCCGCGGACAAAUCCUCCACCGUUAAGAUCUUACUGGAGGCAGGGUGUGACGUAAAUGCCUCCAACAAAAACGGACGGUCGGCUAUUCACGUGGCUGCUAAGUCUGGUUUCGAGGAGCCUGCUAAACUUUUGAUUGCGAAGGAAUGCAACGUUAACAAAAAGGACAUAUCUGAAGACACGCCCCUUCAUGACGCGAUUGAAAAUGGUCAGGAUACUCUUAUCGCUCUUAUUGCGGAUGUCAAGGACAUAGACUUUAGGAUGGUCAACAAAAAAGGCUUCAAUGCUCUCAUAUUUGCAGCCUUAAAAGGAAAUAAAACAGCAACAAAUAAAAUCACCGCGAAAUGUCCGGAAAUGACCAACGAGUCGGAGUCCAACAAAAGCAACACGGCGCUUCACAUCGCUGCAAUUAAUAACAGGACUGAGAUAGCAACCAUUCUUCUUUUGCAAGGAAGAGCUGACACGGAGAAGAAAAACAAAGAUGGUAGAACUCCACUUCAGAUUGCAUGCAUUGAGGCAUAUUACGACAUGGUUAAAAUUCUUCUAGAUCACGGUGCUAGUGUUUCUACCACUGAUAACGAGGGUAACACACCUAUGCACUGCACACUAGGGGGUGUACGGUCACAGCCUGUGAUGCUCAUCUUGAUGGGACACCAUGUACAAACCAAGACAGAACGAGUGAAGAUCGCUUGCAUGUUGCUUGAAUUUGGCGCCAAGAUAGAUCAAAGAAAUCAGAAAGGCCAACAAGCCAUCGAUCUUGCUGAUGCAGAAGUUAAAACCGCGGUGUUACAACACGCCGAAGCCGUAUCGAAAAGAAGAAGAGAAACAAGAGGUCGUGACAGGCCAACUUCCGUAAGAAAUGAGCAGCGCAUGUUUCAACAGGAGAUGGUCGUACCUUGCUUUAGUUGUUUCCGACAGACCGGAAGUGUUACGAAUGACCCAUGUGGACACAGAUGUCUCUGUCCGAACUGCAGUUUCCGAACGGAAGAAUGCCCUGUCUGUUUACAGAAAAUUGAACGCCGACUUGAUCCUAAAGGGAAUGUUUUGCAGCCCUUAACUUUGGAUGACCUUUGUAAGGUUCAAUAAAUGGUUAUGCGACCUUAUUAGGAAUCUGCAAAAGUCUGGAUGUUACCACCCCCAUCAAACUAUAUAUGUGGGAGUUAAUCACCUUUAGGGUGCCCAAACACUAUAACAUUUACUGUGAUAUGAUACAAACAAGAAUGAAAUAACCAUUUGGUUGUAUGUUAUGCUGUUUUGUUUAUUUCUGAUUGUUCUGUGUUAUGCUGUUUUGUUUAUUUAUGGUAGUAACAUUCUCUAUUACUAUAUCAAGAUUUGUUGAAUUUUAUUAGUAAAGAGUAGAUCUAUUGAAAUGCUUGAUUAUCGAAUAAACACCUCUAGGAGUCUAGGUAGGUAGCGUUUGACGUGGCAAAACCAGAGAGUUAACGAUAUGAUAUUAAAUGAGCAACGAUUAUUUAGAUUGUACAUGGACUGUGCAAGAGACAUUUCCUCAAAUGUUUAACAGGAAAGCAAUGACAAGGAACAUACAUUACAACAUGUCUAUCUGCAGGUUUUGACACUUCUAUACGAAAUGAAAAUUUGUAGUAGUUCGGUUUAUUGGAAAUCCUUAUACCGGCACAUCGUGGUACAGAGCAUUGUUGGGAGGUGUUAUGCCCUAUUCUACUGCGGUUAUUGCAAAGAGCAAGGGAAUGCCGCAGUCGUUAUUCUGCGAUAUACCUUCAUACGUAAUAACUAAUUAAGAGAAAAUUGAUACUCAUCUCGCUUGCACUUUGUAUUUUGCUGAUACAACAAUAAAUUCGAUAACUGAU
Ostrea edulis (European flat oyster) is the source of this 3408-nucleotide messenger RNA. RefSeq names its product E3 ubiquitin-protein ligase MIB2-like. The transcript has 19 exons. Gene Ontology annotation, molecular function: protein binding; ubiquitin-protein transferase activity; zinc ion binding. Lineage: Eukaryota; Metazoa; Mollusca; Bivalvia; Ostreida; Ostreidae. Gene Ontology annotation, biological process: protein ubiquitination. Gene Ontology annotation, cellular component: cytoplasm. The record is from RefSeq and is a predicted model, not a curated record. Bases 92 to 2668 code for a protein of 858 amino acids.